Microbotryum saponariae is the source of this 2169-nucleotide messenger RNA. The record is from the annotation of a GenBank genome assembly. Lineage: Eukaryota; Fungi; Basidiomycota; Microbotryomycetes; Microbotryales; Microbotryaceae.
AUGAGGUUCAUCACCACCUGGCUUGUACUCGCCACCUCGGCCUCUUCGGUCUUGGCUUCUGGACCCGUCACUUUUGAGGUCAGUCACCUCCUUCAGCGCGCCGCCUACAUCUGACGUGUCCAAAACUGACAACGUGGCCUGCCACAUCCCUCUCGACCUUGUCUCGACCUCGCCCGGUGGUCUAUCGCAUCGCGCAAUACUCGACCCACCUUUUUGUCUCCCACUCGUGCCAACACCUCGCUACAGCCCUCGAUGAUCCGUGGCCACUUUGUAGAACAGUUCACCUCGAGCUGGACCCAGCGAUGGAGCCCCUCAAAGGCGACCAAGCAGAACACGGACAAGGAGGCCGAGGUCUUUUCCUACAUCGGUGAAUGGAAGGUCGAGGCACCGACCGUCUACCCCGGUAUCUCGGGCGACGAAGGGCUCGUCAUGAAGUCCAAGGCGGUCAGUCCUUUUUCUCCCUUUCUUUUGAGCUGACGGGACGGGAGAUCCACGUCCGUCGUCACCUCCAUCCCCCGUACGCGCCUCUUCCCCCCCAAGGCACUGACCUCCUUUCACCCGCGCAUCCGAGACCCGCAGGCCCACCACGGUAUCUCGGCCCUUUUUGACAAGCCGCUCGACCCCAAGGGUAAAACGCUUGUUGUACAGUACGAGGUCAAGCUCCAGAACGGGCUCGACUGCGGUGGCGCCUACCUCAAACUGCUCAGUGAUUCCGCCCAGGUCCGUAGUGAAACGAUCUCCUACGCACUCUCACCCGUGCUUACCUCGAGCUCUGAUUUUGUCUCGCAGGGCAUCCAAGCCGAGGAAUUCUCUGACGCAACACCUUGUGAGUUUCUGGUCUCGAACUCUGGCACCUCUUGAGCACACGUCACUAACCUCACUCUUAACCCAGACACGAUCAUGUUCGGCCCUGACAAGUGCGGUUCGACCUCCAAAGUGCACUUUAUCUUCCGACACAAGAACCCCGUCACGGGCGAGAUCGAAGAGAAGCACCUCACCGCACCUCCUACGCCUAUCAUCUCCAGGACUACGAAUCUGUACACGCUCAUCGUCCGACCGGACCAAUCGGUAGAGAUCAAGAUCAACGGCGAGUCGUCCAAGAACGCGACCCUUCUUGAUGACUUCUCCCCCUCGGUGAACCAACCCAAGGAGAUUGACGACGAGUCCGAUGUCAAGCCCGAGGACUGGGUUGACUCGCCCAAGAUCUCGGACCCAUCUGCGACCAAGCCCGACGACUGGGAUGAAGACGCCCCCGAGACGAUCGAGGACGCCGAUGCGACCAAGCCCGAUGAUUGGUACGAGGACGAGGCAGCUCAGAUCCCUGACCCCGAUGCCGAGCAACCCGAGGAAUGGAGCACCGAGGACGAUGGUGACUGGAACGCCCCGAUGAUCCCCAACCCCAAGUGCGACACCGCGAGUGGCUGUGGACCCUGGAAGCGACCGAUGAUCGCGAACCCCGUCUACAAGGGCAAGUGGUUCGCCCCCCUCAUCGACAACCCGCUCUACAAAGGGCCUUGGUCCCCUCGCAAGAUCGCCAACCCCGCUUACUUUGAGGACAAGACCCCCUCCGACUUCACCCCCAUGUCUGGUAUCGGCUUCGAGUUGUGGACCAUGACCGACGACAUCCUUUUCGACAACAUCUACAUUGGUGAUUCUGAGGCUCUCGCCGAACAAUUCGCCGCCGAGACGUUCAAAAUCAAGGUCCCCAUCGAGACUGCGGCUGAGGAGACUGAGACGCCCAAGGAGGACAAGGAGGAAGUCGACCCUUUGACCGGUGAACGCUUCGUCCGCCCCAUCCUGAGCAAGGACCCAAUCGGCUUCGGUAAAUUCCACUUGCAACGCUUCAUGGACAAGGCCGUCGAGGACCCCGUCGGAGCAUUCAAGACGAUGCCUUUGGUCGGCGCCAGCAUCGCCGCAGCUUUCGCUGGUCUCGUGGGUUUCUUGACCGUCGUCUUCGCUUCGAUUUUGCCCUCUUCUUCGACCGUUCAAGAGACCAAGAAGGCCGUCAAGAGCAAGGCCGAGGACCUCAAGAAGAAGACUGACGCUGUUACGGAGGACGUCAAGGAGAAAGUUGAUGAGGCGGCGCAGGUCAUCGAGGACAAGAAGGACGAGGCCAAGGAAGGCGUACGAACGCGAGCAAGGAAGAGCGCCGCUGCUGAGGACAAGUAG